ACUACGAUGGAAUCAACAGAGAUCAGCACCACGACGUCAGAACAAACAACAGUUUCAAUAAAUGGUCCAAUGCUCACUACUGAUGAUCAGGUGUCCACAUUGCAAACGAAGAAAUUGUCACCCAAGAAAUCAAAUUUAUCUACAACAGCCAUUGGUUUAUUGGCGACAAUAUCUGUUUUGACUGUCGGGAUCGUUGUAACAUCCGGGCUAUGCAUACGGAAGAAAUGCUCCAAUGAAAGACCUAAGAGCAACGAUGAAUGGGAGCGACCUCUUGCAAAAAAGGGUGAACUAACUGGUCGUGCUCCGGUAGCUUGGGAAUUUGACCCCCCUGAUCUCUUUUCGCGUGGUUCCCAGGCAGAGUUUUUCUCCAGGCCUCCUUCUCGAACUUCCCUUCAACAGAUUCCCCCAACUAACGACUUCACACACAUCUUUGAUAAAGAUGGGCAACAUUUGGAUAAAUUGUUUUCCGUUAAAAAAUAAUUUGUACCACUCUAUACCCCAAAACUAAUGAAACAUACACCUGUACAUGGAAUAUACAACAGAUUUACCAAUGAUACCAGGUCUAACCACGAACAUAAACUAACAUCAUUGAGGGAAUUAAAUGUACUAUGUCUUGUAUGUAAAUUUCAAUUCAUAAUGAUGAAAUUGUGGGUCGGUUAUGGGAUUCAGGUGAGAUAUCGUGACAGGUAUAGAAUCCUGAUGAGAUGCUAUGUCAAGAAUGGGUCCUUAUGAAUGACAUGCCUAACACAAUGUCCUAUAAUUUAUAUGCCUCAAGAAUGGUAUUUUUCAUUAUGAUAUGUCAUGAAUGUGUGUUCUUGUGUGUAAUUUAGAGGUUAAUAGUAUUGCAGGAUGUGAACAGUUGCACUUAAAGUUGGCAUUUCGCCAGUUGUGUCGUGGUUUUAAUAUCAUUUACAAAGAGUUGUUGAGUCACAUAAUGUCUGACGUGUUUCCUACCAUUGUUACAUUUUACAUACUGAUGUAGACUACAGAUUACUCCCUUUACCUGAUUAAGAGAGAGUGUGUUUAUAGUGGGUUUGAUAAGUCGACAUAGGAGUCUUCUCCUGUCCCUACUUCGAUGUUUCAAGAGAUCUGUGUUUGCCCCGCUUCAGUACUUGUAUUAUUUGUAGUACAUGAGAUAAAUAGUUAUUCCUUAUCUUCACCCUUUUAUAAAUACCCAUAUCUCUUUCAAAAGUCACUUGAUGUUCUUGUCACAUUAAUUUUGACUACGGAUAACUCCGUUUACCUGAUCAGGAUAUAGGGCUUACGGUGGGUGUGACCGGUCGACAGGGGAUGCUCAUUCCUCCUAGGCACCUGACCCCAUCUCUGGUGUGUCCAGAAGUCCGUGUUUGCCCAACUAUCUAUUUUGUAUUGUUUAUAGGAGUUAUGAGAUUGAUCACUGUUCGUUAUCUUCACUUUCCAUAAGCUUUGACAGAACCACUACAAGUGUCAGCUUUAAAUGCUUUUUCAUUAAAAGCUGUUUUCCUGUAGUUUUCCUGGAUAAUGAUUGUAGGGAAAUGAGUGCCAGUUCAUUUCCCAUAGACCUCAAGAUUUACCUUUUACCCUCUCACUAAUCAAAUAUAUUAAAUUUAGAUAAAUUAGCACCAAUAUUUAAAAUUUCAUUCCAAGUGCUAAUCAGAAUCGACUAAAAAUAGUUUAUAGGUCAUAUUUAUUCUUUUUUAACAACACAACUAUCUGCAGUGAGUUACUCUCUCCAUUCACGAAACACCUGGACAUUUAUACCUGUGUUCAAUCUUGGGUAAACUGCGUCCUGAUACGCAUCCGAGGGUUUAGUACUCUCAUUCCAUUAACAUAUCUGCCGUUUAGCUGGUCAUAAUCAACUCGUGCGCAUAUUAUGCGAUUCGAAUCUUUUUUCAUAACAAUUUCAUGGAAAAUUAUUUUUUCCUUUAGCGAGGACCGUAACCUGGAAAAACAACUGUUGAAUGGUCCAGACAAUCUCUCAGCUCAAUAGGAGAAAGAGGGAAUACCACUUCUUGUUAAAAGGUUCAAUUCAGGGUUACAAAACAAAAGACUUACUGGGCCGGAGGUUGGUUUUAGUCUUUAGUAUGAUCCAGGCUUUCUCUCAGCUCAAUUGGCGCUCCGCAGACAGGAGAGAAAAAGAAUAUUGCUACUGGGUCGGAUUUGGUUUUAGUCUUUAGUAUGGUUCAGGCAAUCUCUCAGCUCAAUGGGUGCUCCGCAGAGAGGAGAGAGAAAGAAUAUUGCUACUGGGUCGGAUUUGGUUUUAGUCUUUGUAAAAGGAUCGUCGCUAUUCUUGUUUAUGACAAUGCAAUAAGUUAUUUUCCACACAUCACAAGGCCUUCAGUGUCACACAUCACAAGGCCUUCAAUGUCACACACCACAAGGCCUUCAGUGUCACACAUCACAAGGGCUUCAGUGUGUGUGAUAUAGGAGGAAACAUAUCAAAGAUCUCUUACGAUGAUGUAGCAUGAUACAUGUACGCAUAAAAACAUAUUUAAGUUCCUUAUAAUUUUCUGAAUGAUAUUUCAUAUUUCUGUAAUGGUAAGCCCCGGACUUAAUCGCUUUGGGGCUGUUUCUUAUACUUUUCUUCUUGCAACAGUAAAGCAUGCCACUGAUCCAUGAUAUUCAAAUACAUGAAAAUAGAAAUUCCCAGCAACGAAAUAUACUUAUUCCUCGGUAUUUCUCCAAUAUAACUCGUUUUCUUGAUUGGCAAACACAGCAGCCGAAUAUCACAGAAUAAAUGGUUAUUGGCCGCGGAACGAAGUCUGUUAACUUGGGGUAUAUGUCCACUUGGUUGUGUUUGUGUGCAGAGCAUUUACAAUGUCCUUUCACUGAAAUGUUUUAUGUGCAUUUUGAUGAGAUUUACCGAGUAUUGCUGUAACGGAUUGGUUAACAUUGCGUAUCUUGAAUUAAAUGUAUUCAGCUUGUUGAAUUUAAUCUAUAUUUUUUAAUCGUAAUACAGAAUUUAAAUUUCUUUUAACAGUAUUGAAAUAGUGAUUUUUUGAAACAAAUAAUCUAAUCAUACACGCAUAUGUAACAGUGCAAAGUGGAAUAGAAUGUUACUCUGAAAUGCAGUCAUGUAAAAUACAUUGUAUUACCUUAUCAUUUAAUUAUAGUCAUGUUGUAUUUGUCUUGAUACUGUAUUCAUGUGCAUAAAAUCCUAAAUCCAAUACGU
Ostrea edulis (European flat oyster) is the source of this 3151-nucleotide messenger RNA. RefSeq lists its product as uncharacterized. NCBI's taxonomy places the organism in Eukaryota, Metazoa, Mollusca, Bivalvia, Ostreida, Ostreidae. The transcript is spliced from 2 exons. The coding region runs from base 7 to 480 and encodes 157 amino acids. The record is from RefSeq and is a predicted model, not a curated record.